Melanotaenia boesemani (Boeseman's rainbowfish) is the source of this 8266-nucleotide messenger RNA. It is a transcript of the gene map1b, whose product is annotated as microtubule-associated protein 1B. Gene Ontology annotation, biological process: regulation of microtubule depolymerization; dendrite development; microtubule cytoskeleton organization. Lineage: Eukaryota; Metazoa; Chordata; Actinopteri; Atheriniformes; Melanotaeniidae. The coding region runs from base 198 to 6245 and encodes 2015 amino acids. The transcript is spliced from 7 exons. Gene Ontology annotation, cellular component: cytosol; microtubule associated complex; microtubule. The record is from RefSeq and is a predicted model, not a curated record. Gene Ontology annotation, molecular function: actin binding; microtubule binding.
CUCUUCUCCCCCCGGUUACCGAGUAUGACACAAUGUCUGCCGGUAUAAAAAGGUAGGGCCACUCCUAUCCAGACUCUACUUGCAUGUCUGGAGAACUCUGCGGCGAAUAAGGGGAGGAGGCAGGCUGCUGUUGGGAUCUUGAGCGAGAGAGACACAGCCAGUGAGACAGAGGAGUGGAAAGGCAAACAGGGGAGAGGAUGGCCACGCUGGUAGAAUCUGCAGAUAUGGAGACUUUAGGCGGCCAAAGCAACGUUGGGGCAUCCCCGACAUCCUCCAGCCCUUCGCAGCACUUCAAUGACAGUAAAUUUUACUUGCUGGUUGUUAUCGGGGAGAUCAUAACAGAAGAUCACCUGAAAUGUGCCAUUGCGGAUAUAGAGAAAGGGAUCCGUUCAUGGGACACCAACCUUAUUGACUGCAACCUGGAUCAGGAACUCAAGCUGUUUGUCUCAAGACACUCAGCUCGUUUCUCUGCAGAUGUUAAAGGGCAGAGAAUUCUUCACCAUAAAAGUAAUAUCCUGGAGACGGUGGUGCUUAUCAACCCUUCAGAUGAAGCUGUCAGUACUGAGGUCCGUUUGAUGAUCUCAGACACUGCCAGGCACAAACUACUGGUCCUCUCAGGACAAUGUUCUGAAAACACUGGGGAGCUGAUUCUUCAGUCUGGAUCCUUCUCUUUCUUCAAUUUCAUAGACAUAUUUACUGAUCAAGAGAUUGGUGAAUUGCUCAGCACCAUUCACCCAGCAAACAAAGCUAAUCUCACACUCUCCUGUCCUGAACAAGGAGACUGGAAAAACUCCAACUUGGACAAACAUAACCUGCAGGAUUUCAUUAACAUGAAACUUAACUCCACUCUCAUCCUCCCUGAAAUGGAAGGCCUCUCAGAGUUCACAGAGUAUCUGUCUGAAUCGGUAGAGAUCCCAUCUCCUUUUGACAUGCUAGAACCCCCAGCCUCAGGUGGAUUUCUCAAACUCUCCAAACCGUGCUGUUACAUUUUCCCUGGUGGUCAUGGUGAUUCUGCUCUCUUUGCUGUAAAUGGUUUCAACAUGCUCAUUAAUGGUGGCUCAGACAGGAAGUCCUGCUUCUGGAAGCUGGUGAGACAUCUAGAUCGGGUGGACUCCAUCCUCCUGACCCAUGUCGGUGAUGACAAUCUGCCAGGCAUCAAUAGUAUGCUACAGAGGAAGACUGCAGAGCUAGAGGAGGAACAGUCACAGGGUUCCACUGCUAACAGUGACUGGGUGAAGAACAUGAUUUCUCCAGAUAUUGGUGUGGUGUUCGUAAACUUUCCUGAAAAUCUAGAUAACCCUGAACCGAAUUACAGAGUGCGCAGGAAUGUUGAUGAAGCAGCGUUCACCCAGCAGUUUCUCAGCAAGCUAAAUCUGAGGAUUGAGCCUUUGCAUAGGCCUGUAGGAAACACUAUCGAACCAAUCACACUUUUUCAGAAAAUGGGUGUGGGGAAGCUUGAGAUGUUUGUGCUUAAUCCAUCAAAGAACAGUAAGGAGAUGCAGCAUUUUAUGAAACAGUGGACCGGAAGUGAAAGAGACACCACUUCCAUUCUGCUUCCAAAUGGAAAAGAAUCUGAGUUUCCUCUUUCCUACUUGACUUCCAUCUCAUCACUUAUUGUGUGGCACCCUGCAAAUCCCUCAGAUAAAGUUGUACGGGUUCUCUUUCCUGGAAAUGCCACCCAACAUCACAUCUUUGAAGGCUUGGAGAAACUAAAACACUUGGACUUCUUGAAGCAGCCAGUUGUCACUCAAAAGAGUUUGUCCUCUAGUAUACCAUCAACACCAACACUAAAGCAAACAAAGAUGAAACACAGAACAGACAGCAAAGAGAGCCUAAAAUCCACUCCAAAACCAUCACCAAGCAAGACAAUCAGAAAAGAGUCAAAGGAGGAAACACCAGAAAAGGCUAAAUUAGAUGCAGAAUCAGCCCAUGAGAAAACACAAAAAAUGGAGAAAAAAGAAAAGGUCCCACUAAAGAAGGAAAAAGCAAAACCUUCUGAGAGAGAAUCAAAAGCAAAGGCAGAUCAAGCCGCUCAAAAUGAAAGUCCAGAAAAGAAGUCUGAGACCAAACCCAAAGUGGAAAAGACAUUUAAAAAAGAGGCCAAAGCAUCAGUGGAAAAGAAGAAGGAAGCCAAAAGAGAUGUAGCUAAAAAAGAAGAUACUUCCAAACAAGAAGGUAAGAAGGAUGAAAAAGUAAAGAAGGAGGAAGCAAAGAAAGUUGUGAAAAAGGAUCUAAGAAGAGACUCACCUAUGAAAGAGAAGAAGGAAGAAAAGAGAGAGCCAAAGAAAGACAUCAAAAGGCCCUCUAAAGACAUGAAGAAGACAUCUGCUGCAGGAGAAGAAAAGAAUCUCAAACCAAAGUCCUUAAAGAAAGAGGACACUUCCAAAAAAGAUGCGGGAAUUCCAUCAAAGCAGAAAGAGAAAGGAAAGACAAAGAUAACAAAGAAGGAGGCAAAGGUAGAUAGUAGCAAAAUGGCAGCAAGUGCUGCAGCUGUUGUAGUGGAUCCAGAAACAGAAAGAUCUCUAAUGUCCUCACCAGAAGACCUCACUAAAGACUUUGAGGAGCUUAGAGCAGAAGAGUUGAUAGAAGAUGAUGCAACUGUCCAACAAAAUGAGACUGAAAACAUCCACCACGAGGAAAUGAUACAGACCAAAGAAUCACCCGAAGCUUUAGAGUCUGUGGAUGAGGGUAUAACCACAACAGAGGUAGAAGGAGACAAUGGAGAGACACCAGAGGAACAAGUACUUAAAGGAAAACUUAAUGGCAGUGUCUCUGAGAAGUUUGAAGAUGAGGGCACUGUUAUGGAGGAGACAUCUGAAGGAGGGGAAUAUGAAGAGAAAGGGGAGACAGAAGAAGUCUAUGAGCCACAAAGAGUGGAAUUAGAUAAAAAUAAUUUGUCCCCUUGUACAGAUGAGUACAGCGCUAAAGUGACAAAAGAAGAUAACACUAAAGAUGAUGAUGUGAGAAAUAAAAAUGUAGAAGAUGACCAUGUUAGUCUGAGAGAAGAAGAGAAGCAAAAUCUGUUUGUGUCAGCCUCGCCUAAAGUGUCCUCACCCAUAUCUCCAGCUGCAUCUAUCCAUGAUGAAAUGCCUCCAAUUGGCUUUGAGAGCUUCACAGCUUCUGAUGAUGAGAACAGAGAUGAACCCUCUGAGGAUCAUGCAGUUCACACUCAGUCCACCAUUAAAAUCUCUAGCGUGCCUACUCCCUUGGAUGAGAUGUUGACUCCUAGGGACAUAAUGAGUGAUGAAGCCACCAAUGACAAGACAGAAUCUCCAUUACAGGAUUUUGGCAAGUUUGGGAAAUCACCGUCAGGAGAGUUUGUUAAACAGACACUUUCUCUGAUUCAAGACAUGCCAGGGUCAGAUCACUUUGAGAGUGCUGCCACAGAAGGCCAAGACUACAUCCACUCUGCUUCAACAAUAUCCCCACCUUCAUCACUAGAAGAGGAUAAAUUAUGUAAGGAGUUUCCAUCUGAAGGGAAAGCUAAAGGGUUUGCUGCAACUCAAGAGUCACCUGAGAAGUGUCCCAAUGACUCAACCAGACUCAGUUCGAUAUCCACAACAUCACCAAUUGUUCGUUCCCCUUCGGUGGAAUGCAAGAACACAUUUGGCUCUUCAGCAGUGUUUGCUGCUCCAGUUGAACUGUCCACGACACUGGCAGGUGACACCAAAACAGCAGCUGAUUCCUCCACAGGCCCAGAUGACAAGACACUGGACGGAGCUAAUUCCCCCCAGUCUUCAGGUCACACACCUUACUAUCAGUCACCAGUGGAUGAGAAAGCAGGAGCUCUACCACCUGUGUCAGAAGAAAAGGCAGAAGGUCCACUCAUUGUGGAGGUCACAAAUGAUAAAGAAGAUUCCUCCAACAGAGUUACCCCUGAGCCAGAACUAGAAUGUUCCUCCCCAGUGGAGAUAGUAAUGACCCCUCCCAAGAGCCCACAACUACCUGAGCCUGAAUCUCCAAUAAAGCAGAACAAAUCACCGUUUGAUGUGGAUCCCAAGAAACUUGGUGAAAACAGUAAUUCAGUCCUGUUCUCAGCACCCCUGACCAAACACGACCCUGACACAAACCCCUCCACAGCUUUUAAAGAAGAGAGUAAAAUGUCCAUUUCAGAGGGCACCACCUCAGACAAGUCUGGAACUCCACUAGAGGAAGUUGUAGCAGAAGACACAUUUUCACGACUAGCCUCAGCGUCUACAGCCUCCCUGGCCACCAGCUCAUUGCCAGAACCAACUACUGAUUCUCCUUCCCUUCAUGCUGAAGUGGGUUCACCCCACUCAACAGAGGUAGAUGAUUCUUUGUCGGUCUCCAUGGUUCAGACCCCAACCACGUUCCAUGAGGCUGAAGGAUCUCCAACUAAGGAUGAUAGUCCUAGACCUAUGUCUAUCUCCCCAGAUAUCUCACCUAAGACAAAAAGUAAGGCACAGAUACCAGACACUAAAUCUCCAGAGCAUUCUACCAUGUCAAUAGAGUUUGGCCAGGAUUCCCCUGACCAUUCCUUAGCCCUGGACUUCAGUAAGCAAUCUCCAGAACACCAGUCAGCAGGAAGCAACUCACGUGCAACAGAAAAUGGUCCAACUGAGGUAGACUACAGCCCCUCUGAUGGGACAGAGGUAAAAACUUCUGGAGAACCAAAAUCUGCAACAGAGAACCCCUUGCUUUUUGAUGAGAUUGAUUCAGCCCGUGCCACCUCUGCCACUCCUUCAGAUGCCUCCCAGUCUACACCCUCUGUCACGACCCCAUGUCAAAUGACAGAAAUGCAGCAUGCUGUGGUGGAGCAAACAGAUAAGUCUCCAGUCACCCCAAAGGCAUCAUCUCUAAUCUUGUCUCCCCACUCUAAUGACCCAUCUCCAGUGCUAGAAGCUUCCACGGUUGAAGAAAGCACCAGCCCAGUUUCACCAUCUGUAGAAAGUGUAGCUAGAUCUGAUGCACAGCAGAAAUAUGAUAAGUCACCAUCACCUCCUAAAGCCUCUUCCCCUUUAUUUAACCUUUCAAAAGGAGAGACACUUUCCCCAGCAAAAGAGACUAAUCCUUUUAAAUGUGAGGAUUCUGCACUUGAGAAAAAAUCUCCUGUGAGUCCCAAAGUUCCUUCACCAUCUAGUCUACCCCUCUCAUCUGAUCCAUACAUUUGCAACUCUGCCUGUGGCUCCAGGGACCCAGACUCCACUAAGAGGAGCCCCUCUGCUCCAUCCAAAACAGAUGUUGACCUUUGCUUAGUCACUUCAUGUGAGUACCGUCACCCCAAGACUGAACUGUCCCCAUCUUUCAUCAACCCUAACCCUCUAGAAUAUUUCAUCAGUGAAGAGAAUGCUUUGAAUGAGGAAAAACCUCUCACCAAGUCAGGAGGAGGGCCCCCACCCCCAGGAGUUAAGCUUUGUGCCAAACAAUGUGAAGAAACCCCACCCACAUCCAUUAGUGAAUCUGCCCCUUCACAGACUGACUCAGAUGUUCCACCGGGUACAGAAGAGUGCCCCUCCAUCACAGCAGAUGCAAACAUUGACUCUGAAGACGACUCAGAGACUCUACCUACUGACAGAACUUUGACCUACAGGCAUGCUGAUCCUCCUCCAGUGGCUCUCAGGGACUCUGCUCCUUCCUCAGGCCACCAUGAUGUCUGUAUGGUGGACCCGGAGGCUCUGAAGGCUGAAGAAAAUCUUCACAAUGCCAAUACUGAUGGAGACGAGAAGCCCACUAAGAAAAAACUCUCCAAAAAGUCCUCAUCACCAGCAAGGAAGAGUGGUCUGUCAAAAGUGAAGGACUCAAAGACUGCUUCUCCAAAGAAGGGUGUCGGAGAAGGAAAAGAUGCCAAAAAUGCAACUAAUACCUCUGCAUCUAGAGGUGUAAAAAGCACUGCAUUGGGUUCAGGUACUGGAAAGGCUGCAUCAUUGACCAACUGUCCCCCCAUGUACAUGGAUUUGGUUUACAUCCCCAAUCACUGCAGUGCCAAAAAUGUGGAUGCUGAAUUCUUUAAGCAUGUGCGGUCCUCAUACUAUGUGGUCAGUGGCAAUGAUCAGACAGCUCAGGAACCCAGUCGGGCUGUCCUUGAUGCUUUGCUGGAAGGGAAGGCCCAGUGGGGGAACAACAUGCAAGUCACUCUGAUUCCAACCCAUGACACGGAUGUGAUGAGGGAAUGGUACCAGGAGACGCACGACAAGCAGCAGGAGCUGAACAUCAUGGUCCUGGCCAGCAGCAGCACUGUGGUCAUGCAGGAUGAGUCCUUCCCAGCUUGUAAGAUAGAGAUGUAGGCCUGCUCAGCAAGAUGUCAGGAGGGAUUGUUUUCCAUGAGAGAAAGCCAAACCAUGUAGCGUAAGGCCUAAUCAGACAGUAAAUUAAAUAAAUACCUGGAAUGAGGAUUUGCUAACAAUAACACAAAAUACAUGUAAUUAGAUUCUAAUAAAAAAUAAUCAAACAGAAGGGAGAUAAAACACAAUUAAAUUAAUUUAAAAAAAAUAAACCUGAUUUUCCAGUUAUGCAGCCUCCAGCACAUUUCCAAUAUCGUUGCUGAUGUAUUGAGCUGUCCUGAAUCCCCAGAUCAACAUAUUGAGCCUUCAAUCAAUUUAACUGCUUUCAAGGAGCAGGUCUCAGCUGUAUCUGCUCUGUUCUCAAAUAAUGGCUGUUGUGCACACCAAAGUAUAAGACAACACUCUUUCUGUUACUGCCUUAGGGAAUCAAAAUGAAUGUAGAAGAACUGCUUGAAGAUAAAACAGGUAACACUAAACAUCUUAAGUUAAUCAUAAAAUAACAGAUUACAGAGUUAAAUUAUGCUCAAACUAAAGGGACACUUAUAAGCAUUAAUGAUGUCUAGCAUCAUCUUCAUCAUGUGGAGUCAGAGAGCUGCUACCAUUAUGAAACAUUUCCUGGCGUUUUCACAUGAACUCAGUUUAUUUAUUAUUCAAUAAAUACCUGUUUUUGUCUGUUUUUGUUGCUGCUCAUGUGUUGCUGCUUAUCAUAAAUUUAAAUUAUUCUUCUUGAUUGUCCAGAAAGUCUCUAGCUCUUCAGUAUGAGGUUGCUUGAUAACAGUCCCUCUUGUUUUUGUUACCAUCUUUUUAAAGAGCUGCCUUUAAUUUCAGAUCAUCAGUCUUAUUUACAGAAUUUAAUUUCUUUUAAGAGGAGAAACCUUGAUCUUAUGUCUUAUAAAUGUUUUUUAUGUAAUCAAUGACCUUUGGGAAGCUUGUCUUUCCCCCAUUGUAAAGCUGGUGAAGCAGGAUAUUUUCCUAAACCUUAAAAUUUCUUGUUUUUCAAAACCAUUGUAUUAUAAUUAUAAAUAACUUUGUGGCCAGUUGCGUGGUUGGGAGACAUGCAUGGGUUAGAAUUUUUCUCUUUUUUGAAGGAUUUUGCUCAGACUUAAGAUUUACGAUCAACAGGGCUACAUGGGCAUAAUUUUACAAAAGUAAGGAGCGUUGUGCCAUGACAUAUGUAUACUACAAAAAGCCAGACAAUUGCCAGUGGCACAAAAGUGAUGAAAAACUUGAUUUUGGGUGCAGCACAUUGAAGAUUUCAAGGCUGAUACUGAAUGACAGUGAUUCAGCUUAUGGAAGGAGUGUGGUCAUGAGGGAGGCAGCACACAGAUGAGUGUGAGAGGCUUGAGUGUUUUAGAUGAGAGUAUGUGAAACAAAAAAACUUGACACUUUAAAGAACAAACAUGACACAUCCAAAACUAACAGUACUGAGGCCGCACAUCGGCUUUGACAAGCCAGCUACUGGAGAAACAUUUAACAAAUCACCACAUAAUGAUUACAGGCUUUGCUAUUUUGUUCUAUAAAUCAAAAUCAGUAAAAUUAGUGGAUAUUUCUAAGAUGACAUCAGGCGUUCAUGAUACCACCACAGACUAGUUCUCAUGCAGGAGAACCUCAAACUAUCACCAUGGACUUACUGUCAAACAGAACAGACAUUUCUCUCAAACGGACAUUUCUCUUUUCUCUAUACUCUUUCCCUACACUUCCCCUCGUUCUCUCUCUAUUUAUCUGCCUUUUCUCCUCAUCUUUCUCUCGGGAGACCUUUAAUAAUGUUUGUCUGCAGCUGUGUGGUAUAUUUGUCUUGUGAUCUUGCAUCCUCUCUGCCCUUUUCCCAAACUCAUGUAACCUAUAGCAAUUAGUUUCAAGUGAAAAUAUUCCUUAGUGCUUUCUGAUGUUUGUGUGCAAUACUUCCUCUACUGUACCCAUAUGGCAAAACUAAUGUAAGAGGAACCUGUACUAAAGAGCAAACAUUCAAAGACAACCACAAUAAAAUCUGUUGUGAAAAAAUGACUGAUAUUUUUUACUCUUCU